UCCAAUUUUUCAACCAGUUUACCAUCAUCCAAAGUCCAAAACAUUUAAAGAAACCUUGGACUCCCCAGCCAGAAGAAGAACCAACAUGGCACCCACAAUCUAUAAUUUUUCGUAUUCUAAAAGGUUUUCAGAGUCAUUCAAUUCUUCAACAUCAAAAAAGGAGUCAUCCAGUUCCAACAUCCUUGCUUUCCACUCCAUAGCUCAAUGGAAUGCUCAUUAUAAAGCCACCAAAGAAACUAACAAGCUGAUGGUACUUGAUUUCACAGCCACAUGGUGUGGACCUUGCAAACUCAUGGACCCUGUUAUCCUAGAGUUUGCUGGAAAUUACACAGAUGUUGAGUUCAUCAAGAUUGAUGUGGAGGAGUUAACGGAAGUGUCUCAAGCACUCCAGGUCCACCAAUUGCCAACAUUCGUACUCGUUCAGAAAGGCAAAGUUGCUGAUAGAGUGGUGGGGGUGAAGAAGGAGGAGCUGAAAAGGUCGAUUGAGAAGCACAUAAAAUAAAUAAAUAUGAUUAUGCACUGUAAUAAAAUCAAAAUGCUCAACAACCAAUUCAAGAAAAAAAAAAAACUACCAACAACUGAGGUUGCAAUAAGUUGGUGUCCUCAUCAUUUUCACCCAAUGAGAAGAUAUAUGUGUCAUUCUUUUACCAUUACACUUUACAAGUAUGCAAUGUAAUAUGACACGUGUAGUUGCUCAUGUUUAAUAUACAAGGGCAUCUAUUAACAUAUAUCAAUAUUAUUGGCCUGUUUUGGGUUUAUUUUA
Molecule: messenger RNA, 763 nt
Organism: Glycine soja
Lineage: Eukaryota; Viridiplantae; Streptophyta; Magnoliopsida; Fabales; Fabaceae
Product: thioredoxin H2-like
Exons: 3
Coding region: 86-502 (138 amino acids)
Source: RefSeq, a predicted model, not a curated record